Messenger RNA from Pecten maximus, 2522 nucleotides. RefSeq names its product exonuclease V-like. Gene Ontology annotation, cellular component: nucleus. The record is from RefSeq and is a predicted model, not a curated record. Gene Ontology annotation, biological process: interstrand cross-link repair. NCBI's taxonomy places the organism in Eukaryota, Metazoa, Mollusca, Bivalvia, Pectinida, Pectinidae. Bases 118 to 1539 code for a protein of 473 amino acids. Gene Ontology annotation, molecular function: single-stranded DNA 5'-3' DNA exonuclease activity. The transcript is spliced from 3 exons.
ACGAGAAAAAUAAUUAAACACACUGUCUUAUGUUAUUUUUAUGUUAUAAUAGAUAACCGGAAGUUUUCGCGGACGAAUAUAACGUUUCUAAGUGUUGACGGAUCGACUUCCGGCAAAAUGACAACCCUGACUGACAAGGACUUGAAAGCGCCAAAAUCAAACGUCCAAAACAACAAAGAAUUAACCACUGAGCAGUUUCAGCUGAUUGAUGACGAGGAUGACGAAUUGCUGUCAUCAUAUAUUUCAAAUAUGGAAGAAACUUCAUACAAAAGCACAUCAUCAGUCACUGAUAUUGGCGAGAUUGGUCAGAAUACCAGUAACAGUACAGGGAAUGUAUUCAAGAAUUCAGCAUCAAGUUCUACAAGCUGUGAUAUGAAGGACAACUCAGGAUCCACUAUCCCCCUGAAGGGUAGAGACAAUAAAGACUUGACAACAUCCAUUGUUCAUUCUAAUGACCUAAAAGACACAGUAAUUAGCUUACAGGUCAGUACUAAUCCAACAAACUUGGACGAUUCCCGCGUUGGACCGGCAGGUGACACAGCAAGCUCUCAGGUCACAAUCCAAACGGACACAGCAUGCUCAGGGUCGGUAACUAGGACUGACCAGAUCAUCGUUGACCAAACAGACAAGUCUACCCCCCUGGAAAUGUUUCGGCCAGGAUACCUGUGGGUGUCGGAUAUUACCAGGCAGCACUGGUGUGAACAACAGUUAUUGUACAGUUUCACAGUCCCAGGGAUACUUGUGGAGGACCCAGUUAUGACAAAGGGGUCCGACCUCCACCUUCAAAGAGAACUUGCAGUUCAUGAUGUUGUCAAAAUAAACAUUACGUCUAGUGAAGAUGUAUGGGCUGUAAAGAUGUUGAACCUUCUAAACUCGGUACAGGCCUUCCUCCAUGGUUCACCAUUGGCAAGAGAAGUUCCGAUAUUUGGAGCUCCCUUUAAUGAAGAUGUUUUUGUCGUAGGACUUAUUGACGAGCUUCGGUUUGAUUUAGAAACCUAUGCUAUUGGUUUGUCAGAACUAAAAACAAGACUUUCCAAAACUAAACCAUCAAAAUCCCAAGAAAAACAACACCGACUGCAGGUUAUGUUGUACAAGAAACUGUUUGAUGACCUUGUGAAAGGCAAUGUUACAAAGGAUGUAAUAUCUCGUCACCUCCGCCUGAAGUUAACAAAAGAGGUCGGCGAGAGUGUUCAAGAAGAACUGAAUAAAUCAGGAUUAUCAUGUAAAACACUUGAUACUUUACUGGACAUGGUUUUUGGGAGGAUGGCAGCGGUCACAUGUAUUGGUGAAACGAGUGUUGAAUAUGUCCACCAGGAGUCAGGCCAGUCGUUUCUCCAUCAGGAUAUUGUGUAUGAUGAAGAGGAACUGAAAAACAUGUACCAUCACUACCUGGGAUUCUGGCGAGGGGAGAGGGCUGUACAAGGGGUUGAUAUUGAGGAUGCAUGGAAAUGUCAGCGAUGUGACUAUGAGUCGGUUUGUGAAUGGAGACAAACAAAGGCAGCUGAAUGUGUUAGAAAGAACAAACUAGGUAAAAGAUAGCUAGCCCAGCCUCAGAAAGUAUAAACUAGGUAAAAGAUAGCUAGCCCCGCCUGACAGAAACCCCAUGGCCAGCCUCAGAAAGAAUAAGCUACAUACAAGAUAGCCUCAGAAAUCUUUCUAUCAAAUUUAAAGCUUAAAACACUGCGAAGAUGAAAAAUGAGAUUGUUUCUUGGGGAUUUCUUCCAACUUUAUUGAAUUUAUUUAUGUAUAUCUUUGAUUUACCAGUACAAAUGUAGUCAGUGUUGGUUGUUACCUAUAGUGCAAAUGAGUUAAAAAAAAAAAAUUCAAAAGAAAUUGUACUUUCAGUGCUUUAUCUGUCAAUUUCUUUAUGCCUCAUGAUGUAUUACAAAUUCUUUGCAUUGCAUGCUAUCAGGGAAGGUUUUGUCUCAGUUUUAAAUGUAGGUCAAUAUGUUAAUAUUUCACAUACAUUUAACAUGUUAAUAUUCCACAGACAUGAUGUCAUAUGAAUUAUAUACCUACUGUAUAAAAUGUUGCCAUAAAAUAAAAAUAUUUAUUGUAUAUUACAGCUAAUAAAAUUUUAGAUUCUGAAAGCAUUUCAUUUAAAUAUAUAAACAUAUUUUUCCAUCUAACAGUAGUUGAAACUAGAUGUCAAUAAACUCAGCCCUUGAGCACAAAAACUUGAGAAGACCACAGCUUAAGUACAGCCCUACACAUGUGACAGUGUGUAUCUUUGAAGAUUUAGUUUGAGGUACUUAAAACAAGUUUUAUUGAAAUGUAUAUUUACAUAUACAUUUUUUAUGGUGUUACACUCCUACCAAUCUGUAUACCAUGUAGACACCUGAAAUGUGCUUUUAUUUACAUUAGAUUCGGGUAGACCAGUAUUUCUCUUGUAUCCAAUAUAAUAUCUGUGUUGAGAGAUUUUAGUGUGAUAUAUUGAUGCUAUAUUUAAUAUUUAUGACUGAAUAAAACUGAAUUGCAUUGUUACUGUGACGUUAUAAGUCUCUUCAGUACAUUUCAUCGUU